AUGGAAGCCUUGGAUUCAGCCAGCCAUCACAGCCCUUCAAACUUUCCAAAGAAGCUCGUGCACCAUCCUCACCACGUGAUAUCUCCCUUGGCGCAUCUAAACUCACCCCAAUUGGUCUUUGGAAUCAAAUUCGUUCAGUGGACACCGCCAGCCAGCGACUUGCCGAUCAAGAAUUAUCAGCUCUCCUGGGCCGUGUCGUCCGCUUCGGAAGCAAACGCGUUUGAGGAGAUGAUGCGACGACGUGCCACUCUCACCACUCACGAGAAACGAAGUCUUGAUGAAGAAGAAGAAGCUUGGGGUAUCGAAGGACGCGAUCCGCCACUCAGAGUGAUCAUCCCAGUCACACCACGCAAUCGGAGCUAUCUGGGCUGUUCCCAAACUCUGUCUAUAUUGUUGAGAUCCAUGCUUCCGUGGACUCCAGUGAAGGUGAGCUACACGGUGAGAAAGGAAUCAUCUUUGUUCGGACGCUGA
Molecule: messenger RNA, 471 nt
Organism: Cooperia oncophora
Lineage: Eukaryota; Metazoa; Nematoda; Chromadorea; Rhabditida; Trichostrongylidae
Source: the annotation of a GenBank genome assembly